CCGAGCUAGGAGGGGCGGGCAUUCUGGGCGCGGUGGUAAUUCACCAUUGGUCAGCGCGACGCGGACCUAACUAGCGUGCCGGUUCCUGGGUCCCGGCUGGCGAUGGGGCUCCGAGGCUGGCGCGGUUUUCGUGGCUUGCUGGCUGCAGCGCAGCCCCUGUUCCAGGGCCGGGCGCUGCUUGUCACCAACACGCUAGGUUGUGGCGCACUCAUGGCAGCUGGAGACGGCGCGCGCCAGUCCUGGGAGAUCCGCGCCCGGCCGGGCCAGAAGUUCGACCCCCGGCGCUCAGCGUGCAUGUUUGCGGUGGGUUGCAGCAUGGGUCCCUUCCUGCACUACUGGUACCUCUGGCUGGACCGCCUCUUCCCAGCAUCAGGCCUGCGAGGCCUCCCAACCAUUCUCAGGAAGGUCCUCGUGGACCAACUGGUGGCCUCUCCCAUGCUGGGCGUCUGGUACUUCUUGGGCAUUGGCUGCCUGGAGGGUCAGACACUGGAGGAGAGCUGCCAGGAACUCCAGGACAAGUUCUGGGAAUUCUACAAGGCUGACUGGUGCGUGUGGCCAGCCGCGCAGCUGGUGAACUUCCUGUUCGUGCCUCCCCAGUUUCGUGUCACCUACAUCAACGGUCUGACCCUGGGCUGGGACACGUACCUGUCUUACCUGAAGUACCGGAUUCCCGGCACCCUGACAUCACCAGGCUGCGUGUCCCUGGACACCCGUGCAGACUGAGUCACCCCUGCUGAUGGGGCAGGAUGCAGGACAGAGCAAGCGGGACUCGCAGCUGACCACCACCCUCUGCUGGAGGAACCCGUUUCUGCAACAGGCCAGGGGCCACACUAGCUGCUGGGCCUGUUUCCCCGUCUGGGACACUGUCACAAAGACGGACAUCCCCAGUGAGAGCUUCAGGUGACCCUGGAGGGAGGGGUCCCCUGCUCAGCUCCCAGCCAGGCAGCCCUAAGACUCAACCUCUCCACACUGCCAUAGGGCUGGCCUUGGGACUAAGACAAGGAUGUGGCCCAAACCCUUGAAGCAGAGUCUGGUUUGUAGUUGACCCCUCAAGACCUUUGGGCAGAACCAGGCAGACCCCAGGUCUCUGGCGGUGGACUGUGGACAUUCUAUUAAAUUCUCAGUAAUUGAAAACCUUGGACCAGCUGUUAGCUGGACUCCCAUGUUGUUGACUGCAGUUCGAGUCCCAGAUCCGGUGGCUUAGAACUCACACCGGGCAUGUGUGCGUGCGUGCCCAAGAUCCCGA
Messenger RNA from Tupaia belangeri chinensis (Chinese tree shrew), 1246 nucleotides. It is a transcript of the gene MPV17L2, whose product is annotated as MPV17 mitochondrial inner membrane protein like 2. The coding region runs from base 103 to 723 and encodes 206 amino acids. Gene Ontology annotation, biological process: mitochondrial ribosome assembly. The record is from RefSeq and is a predicted model, not a curated record. Lineage: Eukaryota; Metazoa; Chordata; Mammalia; Scandentia; Tupaiidae. The transcript has 5 exons. Gene Ontology annotation, cellular component: membrane; cytoplasm; mitochondrion.